Letharia columbiana is the source of this 630-nucleotide messenger RNA. RefSeq lists its product as uncharacterized. NCBI's taxonomy places the organism in Eukaryota, Fungi, Ascomycota, Lecanoromycetes, Lecanorales, Parmeliaceae. The record is from RefSeq and is a predicted model, not a curated record. The transcript has 3 exons. Bases 1 to 630 code for a protein of 209 amino acids.
AUGGACUCUAUCGUCGUAGGCAGAAAGGAUGGAGGUACAGCGCCAGAUCGUUUCUGGGAAGAGGCCAGUGACAUCUUCUACCAAGGCCUUGGUAAAGCCAAAAGGGCAAAACUCGAUGAUACCAUUCACCUUGAAGAUACUAUUAAAAGUUUGCAGCUUACUCAGAGCAAGGUUUCAAACGAGGAUGGGACCCACACUUUGCGUGUUGCAAGCAAAGAUAUCGAUAUCAAAGUUGGCGGUACUCGGAAGCUUGUAUUUGAUCACGGAGAAUUCGGUCGGACAUUGAUCGGAGUAUUUGGUGGCGAGUUUGAGGAGUUCAAGAAGAUCGUGGACGAUGCUAGAGGAAAGCGAGAUGCAUUGAAAGGGACGGCAUAUGUUGCUUUGAAAACAGCCGCUAUUGGUAUAUUGGAAGGUGACUCCGAAGUUCUCGAGGAUGUCCAUGAAGUCAUCAAUGCCAUCACGAUUCCAGAUCUCAAGGUCAUCCAAGCUGAGCUUUCCAAAAAGAGAGAGCACAAAGAGAAGAAGGACUUGGAGAAAGCUUUUCGAGAGCUAAAAGACUGGCUACUGGCCGGCACUUCCGCUAAAACCCAGGCGCCUGAGGCGCAGUACCUCGCGCAUCUCAAACAUUGA